Telopea speciosissima is the source of this 1553-nucleotide messenger RNA. Its product is annotated as phospholipase A1-Igamma2, chloroplastic-like. The record is from RefSeq and is a predicted model, not a curated record. Gene Ontology annotation, molecular function: glycerophospholipase activity. NCBI's taxonomy places the organism in Eukaryota, Viridiplantae, Streptophyta, Magnoliopsida, Proteales, Proteaceae. The coding region runs from base 24 to 1553 and encodes 509 amino acids. Gene Ontology annotation, biological process: lipid metabolic process. The transcript has 2 exons.
UCAGCUUCGAACUUCCAUCUUCAAUGGCCAUCCCUCUCCCGGUGAUGGUUUCUUCCCUCAAGGGACAAGUCUCCAUUGCAUUCCCAUCCAAAAAACCAGCUCCACCGCCACUCCUCUGUCAGAAGUCUCAAGCAGAGUUGGAGAUAUUAAAGCUUGCAACAAGAAGAAAAGUAAUCACUCGUGUCCUGUCUGAGAGAAAUGAGUUCAUGGCGUCGAUCAUCACCGAUCUCAAUAUCGAAGAAGAACAAGAGAUGGAAGAAAUUGAAGAGGAGAUGAGAGCUAAAACAGAGAGUGAUAAUAAUGAGAGGAGAAUUGCAGAGAGUUGGCGUAAGAUCCACGGCGAGGACGAUUGGAUUGGAAUGCUUGAUCCUAUGGAUCCACUCCUGCGUUUCGAACUGAUACGAUAUGGUGAGAUGGCUCAAGCCUGUUACGAUGGUUUCGAUUUCGAUCCUUUCUCCAAGUACUGUGGUAGUUGCAGAUUCAAUCGUCGUAGGUUCUUCGAACGCCUUGGAAUGACGAGUUUGGGUUACGAAGUGUCUCGCUACAUCUACGCAACUUCCAACAUUAAUCUCCCAAAUUUCUUCAUGACCUCACGGUGGCCAAAGGUCUGGUCUCGUAACGCUAACUGGAUCGGAUACGUUGCUGUUUCCAACGACGAAACCUCAGUACGGCUAGGGCGUCGCGACAUAACUAUCGCCUGGAGAGGAACGGUGACACGGCUUGAAUGGAUCGCCGAUCUCAUGGAUUAUCUCAGACCAGUCUCAUCCGAUAAGAUUCCUUGUCCCGAUCCGUCGGUCAAGGUCGAAUCGGGAUUCCUUGAUGUCUACACUGACAAGAACAAGAAUUGCCGGUUCUGUAAGUACUCUGCAAGAGAACAGAUCUUGACGGAGGUGAGAAGAUUGAUCCAACAGUACCCAAACGAAGAACUGAGCAUCACUAUCACAGGGCAUAGUUUGGGUGCUGCACUGGCGGUAUUGAGUGCGUACGACAUCGUGGAAACCGGAUUAAAUCUGACGGAGGACGGUCGAUCUGUACCGGUUAAUGUGUUCUCUUUCUCUGGGCCCAGGGUUGGAAACUUACGGUUCAAGGAACGGCUUGAGGGUUUGGGGGUGAAGGUGUUGAGGGUGGUGAACGUUCACGAUACUGUGACAAAGGUUCCUGGUCUGUUUUUUAAUGAGCACGUGCCAGAGUUCCUGCAGAAGAUGGCGGAUGGGUUACCGUGGUGUUACUCGCACGUGGGAGUCGAGUUAGCUCUUGAUCAUAAGAACUCUCCUUUCUUGAAGGACACCAAUGACCCUACCAAUUUCCAUAACUUGGAGGCUCAUCUGCAUUUGCUCGACGGGUACCAUGGAAAAGGCAAGAGAUUUGUGCUUUCAACUAAAAGGGACAUCGCUCUAGUGAACAAAGCUGCUGAUUUCUUGAAAGAUCACCAUUUAGUGCCACCCUUUUGGAGGCAAGACGAGAACAAGGGGAUGGUGAGGAACUAUGAAGGACGGUGGGUACAACCUGAAAGGCCAAAACUCGAUGAUCAUAUAUCCGCAAAUUGGUUUUAG